AUGGAAGGGAACAAAUGCUUUCAAAGCUUUGAAAAUGGCGAUAAGAAAUUGCGAAAAAAACGAGAUGUUUUUGAAAUCAAAUGGGUUGAAUGUGGCGGUUUUAUUUUAAUGUUUUGGUUUGUUGGGGUGUUUGUUGCUUGGGUUGUAGGUGCAGUAUUCUUCGGUAUUCAUUUAUUCUAAAUUGAAAUUUGAUUUGUAUGAAUGAGUGGCAAAUCACCUUCCGACAGAUCAAAAUAAAGACCUGACCAUGACUCAAAAUUUUUACGAGAAAUUAUUAGAGUUGCGCCCCGACUUUUAUCCCGUGAACAGACAAGUUAACGAAACUUUUUUACACUUAUACUUAACUUGAACCCAACAAAUAUUUUGCUCACCAACCCGUAUCCCACUCCGAAAGAUUUCAAAAACCCCGUACUAUGACACUCCCGCUUCCGGGGCGGUCUUUUGGUCGGAUGGUAUUUUGUCUGAGACAUUUGAACGUAUGUAAAUUUUGUAACAUUGAAUUUUACCACCUUGUGUUUGUCCUUUUUAUACCACCUUGUGUUUGUCCUUUUUCGUGUUAUUCAACAUUUCGAGCUUACUUGAUUUCUCU
Meloidogyne enterolobii is the source of this 589-nucleotide messenger RNA. The record is from the annotation of a GenBank genome assembly. Lineage: Eukaryota; Metazoa; Nematoda; Chromadorea; Rhabditida; Meloidogynidae.